AUGAUUGACAUGUGGACAGCUUGUCCAACUGUUCAGGUGAAAAAUAAAACCCCCCGUCUCCAAACUUCAAGGAGGGUUUGUUGCUCCAGUAGGAAUCAAUCCAGAGGCUCUUUCCCCUCUGUUGAACUCCGCCUUGCGGCAGCUUCUUGUGGCCAGGGCUGGACUGUAUCAUGUCAGCCAACAGUUGGGUUAGUCGUCUCGUUGGUUGGUGAGCGGUUUAAUUCACUGCACCGACAUGGCAAGGACGGGUCCAAGGGGUGUUUAAUGCCACUGUCCAUGUCAUCUUUAUUCAUGUUGGGAUCCCUCCAUUACCCUCCCUGA
Pochonia chlamydosporia 170 is the source of this 321-nucleotide messenger RNA. RefSeq lists its product as hypothetical. The transcript has 2 exons. NCBI's taxonomy places the organism in Eukaryota, Fungi, Ascomycota, Sordariomycetes, Hypocreales, Clavicipitaceae. The record is from RefSeq and is a predicted model, not a curated record. Bases 1 to 321 code for a protein of 106 amino acids.